This is a messenger RNA of Chlamydomonas reinhardtii, 3166 nucleotides long. RefSeq lists its product as uncharacterized. The coding region runs from base 210 to 2909 and encodes 899 amino acids. NCBI's taxonomy places the organism in Eukaryota, Viridiplantae, Chlorophyta, Chlorophyceae, Chlamydomonadales, Chlamydomonadaceae. The record is from RefSeq and is a predicted model, not a curated record. The transcript has 2 exons.
GCUAACGCAACAUCGCUACAAAGCUACUUCAAAGCUCCAUGGUCCCGAGCCCACCGAUGCACGCGAAAGUCGGUAACCCACUCAGCAAUUUGCUUCUCCAUCGCAGUACUCAGUCAUAUGGGUGUGAUAGAAGUCCAUAGAGCUUGUAUGGCCUUCAUUUGACGCCUGCCUACUUACCCGGCGAGGCAUUGGGGCUCGAAGUUGCAAGAAUGGCUCCUCCGGUGCACGACCCCCUCUCGUAUGUUAUCCUUGACAACGACUCGCCGUUCGACCAGCGUGUCGGCCGAACGAGGCUUGGGCGGCCAUUGGUGGGCACCGAUUCUAAAUACGACAGGUGCGCGACGAUAGACUGCACAGCUCCGCGCACAGGCAAGCGCGGCAGCAAGCGCUCGCCUGGCGUCGCUGCCGCCACAACAUCGUCAGGACCCAAGCAGCGCAAGGCCACCGGCGCCUCCUCCACAACCCGCACGAAGUCGCCUGGCAAGGCGCGCCCGCUCGCCAGCGCCGGCCCGACCACCUCCCCAUCCCACCAGACCAUUGCCACCACCCGCCGUGCCAGCGGCGUCUACCAGACCGUGGACCUGUCGACAGUGCCUGGCAUCCAGCGCUGUGUGCAUGAGGCGCUGGUGCGGCUGUCGGCCUGGAACGCAGGGUACGCGGGGCCGAUGGCGGACCCGCUUGAGACGCACGCGUUCGUGGCCUUGGAGCGACUGGAGGCCGCCCUGGGUGGGCUGGGCGGACUGACGGAGCGGGUACGGCACCUGGUGGCGCUCAUGGCGCCGCCACCGGUGCCGCCUGCGCCUGCGGCGGUGGCGGGUACGCCGCCACUGGCCACUGCGUGGCCGCAGCCGCACAAGGCGCCCAUCUGGCCGUCCAUGUACCAGCACGGGGCGGCGAACAGCCCGCUGCUGUCGCAGCCGCAGCAGCACAGGCCGCACCCGCUGCUGCAACACCCGGGCGUGCCACCGGCCGUUCCGGAGGGGGUUGAGGAGGAAGCGGAGGCGGUUGGAGGGGAAGAGGAGGAAUGGGCGGGCAGCGACACGUCGGAGGCCGCGGAAGCGGAGCGGCCCAGCUCGGCCGCCUCCUCUCAGCGGCAUGGAAGCGACCGGUCCUCGCUCACUUCGGGUCUGCUGACAACGCGCGGCCCGGGCUCGGCAUCCGUGCAUAGCCAAUUCAGCGGCAAUGCCGGAGGCAUGGACAGCAAAAACGCCGCGGCCGCAGCGGCUGCCGCAAAGGCGGCAGCGGCAUUGGAGGCGGGUGCAAUGGCGACACCGCCGGGUGCGAGGACACCUGUUGCGCGAACGGGUGGCGAUGCGAAUGCCGAGUGGCCGUCGGGCACCUUCCGCGUGUGGGCCACGGCGGCUGAGGCCGCGGUGGGCUCAGGCUAUCCAAGCCAGAGCGAGGGCCAUGCUUUUGCUCCCGCCCCGGCCGUGGCCUCGGCUCCGGACCCGGCAGCGCUUGCUGCGGCGGCGUCAGCGCCUGCCGGCCCGGGCGUUGCACCAGAGGGCGUGCAUCACGAUUGGCAGGGCGCUAGACUGGCGCAAGGUGUCGCAGGUGCCGCGGCGGCAGCAGUUGCCAGUGCGCUGCCGGUCCUCAUGGUUGGGUCCGCACCCCUGGCGGUGCCCGACAUGGCGCGAGUCCCGCCCGCUGCGUCGGCACCCGCACCCGUGGAGGCGCUCGCUCCGGAGGGCAAUGCAGCAGGGCCAGGGGGGGCAAGCGGUGCAGCCACUGUGCCGGAAGGCGGAGCUACCGAAUCGGUGGAGUCGCUCUUUUUCGGUGCAAGGGCUGCCGCCGCUGUUGCCGCUGCCGCGGCGGCCAACGCAGUUGCCACCACCUCGGCUGUGGGCGUGGCAGCUGGCAUCAGCAUCGCAGCAACGCAGCCAGAGCCGCCGCAACCAUACGGACAAUACACACCAGAAGCGGUGCAGAAGCAGGAGGGAGGCUUUGACGAGGAGGAGCAGGAGCAGCACCAUGGCUUGGCGGAGCAGGAGCAAGAGUCGGAGGAGGGGCAGUGGAAGUGGCAGGAGGACGCAGAGUAUGCAGCCAGCCAGACGCAGGAGCAGCGGUGGCAUGCAGAGAAGGUACACGAGCGCGGGGAGGCGGACGAGCAAGUUGACCAUGAAGGUGCGCAGGCGGCAGCACAGCAGGUUGCAGAGCAGCAUGCGCAGCCCCACAUGGGCCCUGCUGGCUCGGAUGGCUCUGACGACGAGCGCCUCGCCGUCGCCGCCUACCAGUCAGUAAACAACGAGGGCGAGGUCGGGGCCCAUGGCGCCACCGGCAGCGCCGGCAGUGCCGGUGACACCGGUGCCCCCGACGGCGCUGGUGACGCUGACGACGCGGCCUCCUCUGCCUCCUCGCAGCAGCACCAGCGCAUCCUGGACGCGGCCUGCCAGGUGCUGACUGAGAACCAGGCGCUGCGGGCGCUGGCCAACAUGCUGGCGGCGGAGCGCGACGAGGCGCAGUGGCAGCAGGCGGAGCUCAAGGCGCGGCUGGUUGAGGCGCAGCUGGCGCACAACGAGGCAGCGGCGGUGGCUGCGGCGGCAGCCGCUGAGAGCGCGCGGGCGGGCGCCAUGGUGUCGGGCGGCGGCGCAGCGGCUGGAGGCGGAGAAGGAGGAGGUUCAGGUGGGGCGCUGCAGCAGGGCGUGAUGGAGACGACGUUGUUCUUGGGCGGGGCAGGGGAGGUGCGAGGCGCGGUGGGCGGUGGGGGCGUGCAUGUGCUUGAGGUGGUUGUGCGGAGCGAGGUGGGUGGCGUGCGCGGCGAGGAGAGCGGCAGCAGCCGGAGCAGCAGCAGCCGGAGCAGCGUCAGCCGGAGCGCCACCAGCACCAGGAGCAGCAAGAGCAGUGCCAGCAGCGUCAGGACCAGUAGCAGUAUUGGCAGCAAGUCGUCGAGGCGGUCGGCGGGGGCUUAGGUCCCGCAUAAGGCCGGGGCCGCAGUGGGGUCUUCUUCGGGGGAGGUGGGCACGGGAGGUGGGCGGCAUAAUGAGAGAAAGAAGUCGGCACCCCCACAUUACACUGGGCAUUAAUAUUCUACACGUUGCUGUGUUUGAUCACACACUUCCGUCACACUGGGCACCAUUUUAGGGCUGGCCCGGAGGCUGGAGACUGAUACGGGAUUACGAGGAUGUACUGUUGGGGUAAAGCGGCGGUGCUGUAACUGCUUCGGGAG